This is a messenger RNA of Lutzomyia longipalpis, 1621 nucleotides long. It is a transcript of the gene Neos, whose product is annotated as nuclear receptor coactivator 5. Gene Ontology annotation, molecular function: RNA binding. The coding region runs from base 242 to 1504 and encodes 420 amino acids. The transcript has a single exon. Lineage: Eukaryota; Metazoa; Arthropoda; Insecta; Diptera; Psychodidae. The record is from RefSeq and is a predicted model, not a curated record.
AGGGAGAGAACAAAAUGUCAAAAAGAAAUAAAUAAACAAACCCCGGACGCGAAAAAGUCUCAUUAUUUGGGAAAAUUGAGUUAAAAUAGGAGUUAUUCUGGGAAAACUGCGUGGAAAAGCAGCUAAAGAGAGUCUUGAAGAAUCCAUCUGUGAAUUAGCUUCGUUGUGGACGUGCUUGAGAAUUUAUUUUCCCGGAAAAAUCCUUGAGAGUAGUUUUGGUCAGAGAAAUUAGGUUAGGACGAUGGAUCUGAGUUUUAUUCGCGAUCCCGCCACAGUGCGGUCCCGUGUAUACGUGGGGGCACUGGCGGAGGGGACAACGCGUAAAGAGAUGGAAGAUUAUUUUCAGAAAUACGGGAGUAUCGUUGGUGUGGUGGUUAACCGGGGCUUUGGUUUCAUCCAGUUUGAGUCGGAAGAGUGUGCAGCGGCAGUUCUGCAGGACAAGCACGGCAUGAUCCACGGGAAGAAGAUCUUCGUGAAGCCAGCUCAGACGGGGAUUGGGAGUAAUCGACCAGCUGCCCAGAAUAAUGUGCCGAAGCCGACAGGAGUGUGGGAUGCUGCGGAUCCAUCACAACCACCUCCAAUGGCUCCAGCUCCGAUACCAUGGACUGGUGCGUACUUGCGGAAGCCCGAUUUUGGGGCUGGUCUCAUGAACAUUCCCCCCAUUAGCUACCCAUCAUGGAUGGUAGUUCCGGGAAGGAAUGACUGCGAAAUCAUCGUGGUCUCGAAGGCUCUCACCGCCUACGCUGAAGCCAUUGAAUCCCACCUCAAACGCCUGGGAUUGCUCGUGGAUCUCCUCUAUCCCAAUGAUGACGUUCCCAUUGGGAAAGUUUUGGGCAACAUUUCCUCCCGUGGCUGCCUCUAUGCCGUCCUCGUGACGCCACAGAAUGAGGAACAUCGGAGUAUUACGGUGAACAUCCUCUACGGUCAACCUGCUGAACACCGAAAUAUGCCCGUUGAGGAUGCUAUAAAGUUCAUUGCUGAGAACUUUCGGGAAAAAGUCAAGAGGGACACAAUUGCUUCCCAAGCUGCCCUUCCCACGCCCAUUGCCACCACUCAAGCACUCCCAAUCACCCCAAUUGCAACGCACACCCUCAAGGACAAGCACCCCGAUCACAUUCAAUCCCUCCUUGUGCUCCUGGCGGAGAAUCGAAUGGUGACUGUGCUGCAGUACGAUAAGAUCAUCAAGUACCUCAAUGAGCGUCGUGAGAUGCAACUCAAAGUGGAGCUGGGCGACGAAGCGGGAACAGCCACAGCCAUCCUCGAGGAGCAGGCGCAACAUCAGAAGAAACAGCAGCAAGAGUUGGAUCUGCAGCAGAAGAUUCUCAGUAUUCUCAAUGGGCCCAGUAUCACCGGGAGUAGUGCUACAAACACUAAACCCCCACUGGCGCCGGACAAUCCCAAUCGUGAGAACACCAUUCGCCUCCUGCAGGACCCCAAAGUGCAAAAGGCACUCGAUACUGUACUCAAGAGCACCCUCUUGCAGUCCUUGGAUGUUUCUUUCUAAAUUUCGCCAAUUUUUCCUAUUUUUAUUAAUAAAAUAAUAUUAAAAAUAAUUCUCUGUAUGAUUUAAUAUUAUGAAGCAUUUUUAAUUAUAAAAUAAACUAAAAAUCAGCGAAAAAAA